Molecule: messenger RNA, 1137 nt
Organism: Cyprinodon tularosa
Lineage: Eukaryota; Metazoa; Chordata; Actinopteri; Cyprinodontiformes; Cyprinodontidae
Exons: 7
Coding region: 68-673 (201 amino acids)
Source: RefSeq, a predicted model, not a curated record
GGAACUGAGUAAAGUUAAGAUCCUGCCCCUCACAGGAAAUAAUUUGGUCAAUCCAGGAUGUGUGAAUAUGUCUGACAGUAAAACCACCGAGAACAUGAAGUGGAGGCUGAUUUUCUUCAUCUUCAUCUGUGGUCUCUACGGGUUGUGUGUCAUGGACCGCUCAGUGGUCUACAGAGCCAAAGAAAACAACAACAUCACCAUCAAAUGGAGCAUUGAGAUGAAAACUAAUUUUACUCUCAUCAACAUGAUGUGUGAAAUGUACACUGACACUGUUAAGAUUGUAUACGAAACAAUAAGAGGUUCUCAAAAGUCUGCGGAUGAGCAGUUUGCAGGACGGGUUCAUUUUGACGUAGACUCUCCCAGAGAAGCAAAGAUCAAACUCCAUCUGUCCAGACUCAAAGUAGAAGACUCUGGGCACUACUGCUGUUACCUGAAUGCUGACUAUGACGACAAGGCUUGGCGGUGGCGACUUCAAAUGACAGAACAGUUUGUUCUGAAUGUUACGACUGCAGGAAAUGAUCCAUCAAGCAACACCACUGGCUACCCUACCACUCCAGAUGCUGAAGACCCUUUAAGAAAAAGCAACCGAGGCCAAUGGGGAAUAUUGAUUUCAGUCUUUGGACUUUUAUUGGUUGUGGUGGUUUUGUACUGUAUAGCUCGAACUCAAAGGUAGAUGAAGAUCAAAAUCUGCACAAACUACCCAAAGGAGUGGGAACUCCGUCAGUCCUGCGUAAAACAGUUCAAUCACAAAACUAAUUUGAUUUUUGUGAGGCAAUGGGGUGGAAAUUCCAUCUCUCUGUUCCACCCUCUGCCUCACCUGGCAUUUUUAAUGAGAUCACCUUCAGAGGAGUGAGUGUCUCUGUGGCAUGUGCCUCUACACCCUCUAUAGCUAAAUGGUGUGAACUAGACAUGUCAGCCUCCAUGAGUUAAAACAGUUCUUAGUAAUGGUGUUUAUGAUGCGUCUUAGGAUAUACAUUUAGAGACUGGUUAUAUAUACUAAGCCUUUAAACCGACCUAGGAUAGCAGACACACAGAUCACACCAGCUCUGAUUACCUAACGGAAACUGUUUUUCACCUUAUACUUAGAAGCUUGUCUAAAGUGUCGUUUUUGACAGCCAUCUUAGAUUUAAUCUUAGU